Molecule: messenger RNA, 2392 nt
Organism: Setaria italica (foxtail millet)
Lineage: Eukaryota; Viridiplantae; Streptophyta; Magnoliopsida; Poales; Poaceae
Exons: 6
Coding region: 163-2034 (623 amino acids)
Source: RefSeq, a predicted model, not a curated record
CCCCCCCCCCCCGCCACCUACGCUCUCCGGAGUCCCGGGCUACCGGCCGGUCGGGCCUGACGCCGGCCGCCUAGCUCCGCGACCUGCCGCCCGCGUCAGCGAGCGCCCGCUAUCAGCGGCAGCUUGUCCUCCUCCCUCCGCGCGCUAUCUCGAGCGUUGGUGAUGGAGUUCACUUUCGAGGAUGCAGAGGAACUUUGCUCGCUAGUUUCGAGUCAGGAAUCCCUCGUCGACAAGAAGCGGAGGUGGCUGGAGUCGAUGAUCCUCAAGCCGGGUGGUUGCAGCAGUCGUGUGAAGCGACCGAAGUUUUUGGACGAGGCGUACUUGCCUGAGUCAUAUAUCAGGAGUGGAGAAAUAUCUUGCGAGAAAGUGAGAGCUAGCAUGGAAAAAAGUUUGAGUUCAGAGUCCAAUGGCUAUACCCAUCACAUAGUUCAGGAUGGUCUCCGGCUUUUUGACUUACAGAAAAAGGAAAAUGAACCAUUUGGUCCAGAAUAUCUGGGUAUUAUUCAGACCACAAUAAGCAAACUAACUUAUGAAACACUUCAAUCAGUGGCUUGCAUUGUCACCCGUAACAAGUUCAGUUUUGACAAGACUAGGCUGGCAAUGGAAAAGAUUGUAGAAUCUCACCUUCCAAGUUACUUGGCAAAAUUGGAUCACAAAGAGUUAUUCUAUAUUUUUAGAAAUCCAUGCAGCUAUCGAUCUGGUUCUGUGAGGCUUGUCACACCUGUUUCACCGCAACUUUUGUCAGCUAUCCAUCAUGCUUUGGAUGGACUUGAUGAAAUGCCCAUGCAACCUCUUGUUGCAAUGAAUAGGAAGAUUAGAGAAAAAUCAUGUACCCCAAAAUUUGGGUUUGUUGCUCGCUCUUCCAAUAGAGGGCAUAUUAUCGAAAUAGUGAGGAAAAGAUGCAACAAGAUUCUAACAGAGCUUGAAGAAGGUAAUUACCUGCCAAAGAAUUUAGCAAAGGCAAUGUCAGUAGCGAACCUAUAUAAGAAGCAAAAGUUGAGAAGUGUGGAUAUUUCACAAUCAGAGUUCUUCCCCUUUACAAAAGAAACGAUAUCGUUGCAGAAUGAUAUCCUGAAUGCUCUUUGGUCACUUCCAAAACUCAGACAUGACAAGCGAAAAUUGUUGCGCCCCAUCCUGGAUCAAGAUUCUAAAGUUGAAAGGACACAUUUAAAAGCAGCCUUGAGGAACUACUUGACAGAUUGUUUGUUUGAAUGUGAUGAAGGUAGUUUACCAGAUGAGGCCCUCCGAGCCAUAGCCUUUAUAAAUCGGACUUGUGGACACCAGCAAGUUGUGUUAACAGAAAAGAGGAAGGAGGUCGAGGUAGAUGCUGUCUUGAACUUAAGCAGUCAUCUCCAAGCUUUAGCACAUUGUUGGGUAGAAGAAUGCUCAUGUGGUGAAGAGUUGAUUAGCUUAGGGAAUGAUAGCUGCAAUGAGGAUAAUGAUUUCAUACUUUCUGGGACCAAUUACUUCAAUUUAAGCUCCGUGCAGCAGCCGAUGCAAGAGCCUUGUUGUUCCAGUAAUAUAGGCACUGAUGUUGUGAGAGAGUGUUGUUGGAGCGAAACUGUCGGAGAUAUGCAAAAUGUCUCUGGAGCUGAGGAUUCUGGUCCCAAAUCAGAAGAGAUGCUUAGGAAAUCAUGUCUAAGAACUGAAGAUUCUGGAGGCAUUGGGCAUUAUAGCGGCAAUGAAGCUGCUGGCAGUGGGAUGGGGCCCUAUGCAGAGAAGUCUGUUAAUGCUAGCCACUUGAAAGAGUCAAGAUGUUCAAAGAUUAAUGGGAUCUGCGAUGAAACAUCAAUAGUGGCCCAUAAGCUUAUUGGGCAGAUUUUAGAUAAAUGGUUGCUCGUGAAUGAAGUGGAUGAACCCUCUAGAAGCCAUCUUGGAAGUGGAUUGGUUUCUCAAAGUCCCCAAGAUGAUGAUAAAGAGCCUGUGAAUUCAACAGAGAAUCUAGAAGGUGACAUUUUUACUCAUGCUGUGGAACGUGUGUUGCCUAAUUUGCCAAAAAGUUGCAUAGACAAAGUCAAGAGGCUAAUGAGCUGAGCUAGCAAGCACCGUGAGAACGACCUGCAAUGGCACAAAUGGCCCCCAUAAUUUUUCAAUUUUGUUUAGAAAACGUGAUCAGGCCUGUAAGUUCUGUGAUUAGGCAGUAGGCACUUGUUUCAUGUGCCUAGUAGUACUUUCCAUUGUGGCAAGCUUUUGGGCAUCCAGAAUGCUACCAGGAGGAUUUCCGUUAUCCGCACAAGUUAUUCCUGCAACGGUAAUUUUGUACCCGGUCAUCGGAAAUAUGAAUGUGAGGCAAAGUUCAAGCAAUGGCAGUCCAUGUAACCAAUUCGGCUACAUACACUACUUGAUAUAACCCGCGAUUUAAUGAUUGAAAUGAAAUCACCUUCUCCCUCCA